CUAUAUUUUUGACCAUUCUUAUAAAUCCAGGGGUAAUACGAUUGUUGGACUUAGAUCUAAAAUGCUAUCGAUCUAGGAAAGGCUACGUAUAGUAAUAAAACGUCUACAGGUGGUAGUAACGCAUAGAAAACGUAAAUACACAAUGUGCCUUGCUGUGCACAAAGCCUCGUAAGUGCAGGUAAAGUUCUUUGUACAUUUGUAGUAGAAAAAAUGAAAGCUGUUUUUUUUUUGUAUGGGAAGAAACAAUAGUUUUGUGCAGAUCGGGAGUGUUACCGAGUUCCGCGCCCACCGGCUUACUAAUGGGCAGUGGAAGCUAAACUUCGAAGUAAAACUAAAUAGUAAAGUAAGUAAGCUAACGUCUGCCUUCGAAUCAUUUUUAUAAGGAACUCGUUGAAUUGCUCAAAAGUAUAAUAACUAUAGAUGGUAGAUGGUAUCUUAAACAAAUGUCUUUUCCAUGCUUUUCAUGACAUAGUGCCAUGUAUCAUCUCUAACGCUUUUAGAAAUGACAUUCUUUUUAUGACUAGGGGAAUCUGAUCAAACGCACAAGAUAUCCAUCCCGAGCCCUUUAAGAGUCGAGCCCAGAUCAUGAAAGAAGCUUAACGUCCUGCAAGCUUCGAAUUCCCAAAUCCAAGAAAUUUCAUCAUUUACCUAAUAUUUGUUUAAACAUAAUAAAUUACUCACAGGCUACCUCCUUCCCGCAAUAAAACGAUAAAUAAAUACAUUAUCUACAGAAACAAGUAAUAAAGACAAUAAGCCAAACGUUUAGCACCGCUGUCCCGAGUUAGAAAAAUCUACCUGAAUGAGGGACAAGCUCCGUUGUCGACGACUCAUUCAGAAUUACUACAAAUAGAAAUAUUUGCAACACGAUUUCAUUUUAGGAUAGUAAAACAACAAAUUUCAUACAGAUACCAAUUUCAAUGGAGGUUUUGUUCAUAAAUGAUUUGCUUUUUUAUUACGUUCCUUUUUUUAAUUAUCAAUGUGUUAUGCAAUUGCCAGUUAUAGAUGUGGCCAAAAGCUGGCAUUUAACAAGCCUAUCUAUCAAGUACGUAAGUCGGGUUACUCGCUCCUGUUACAGCAAAAAAUAAACCUGUAUCGUAUUGUAGCGAAUAGGGCCACGCACUGUACAUCUUAGGACUAUAGACAUGCUUUAUGCCUGGAGCAGAUUGGUGUUAAGAAUAUGAUUGUUUACGACAUAUUUAAUACUGAAUUCUUAAUAAAUCUGUUGCUUUCACCGUAGUCAGCGAACUACUUAUUCUGGCAGUCUAAUCAACGGAUUCUGCUGAUAGCUUGAUUCUGCUGAACUUUACAUGAAGUGACUCUCUCUGUGCGACCGUCACAAUCCAUUUAAUUAGGUAAGACUGGUUCCAUUCCAAAAAAGCUUCCGCAAAAUUUUCGUCAGUUUCCUGGAAAUCUGUCCCGAAUAUCCCACAUUAGACGUAACACGUCUCAAAACAUAAAGAGACACGAAAUCCGUAAUCCGUCAGAUCCGGUGGAUUAACAAGCGUCCCACGGCGCGGAGCUCCGACGUCACGAUAUCCACGAUUCAGGGCGAGCAACACAACUUGUUUACCAUGGCUACACAAGUGUAGGCAUUGUAGAUAUAUUUUCCGACAUUAUGAGUCAUGCGUCCGCCAGGUGAUUGUCUCAACUGUAAUACGAUACGUUAGCUACUACGGUCGAUCACUCAUUGGUGACAGCAAAUGACAAUCAACCUUAUUGCUCUGAAAUACAUGUCAAUGUCUCUAACGAGCUGUGACUAGUAACGUUCAUAGUAGCAUCUGCAAGGCUUGACUAACAUAGACAUUGUUGGAUAGGUCAACGAAAUAUGGUGGACAUAUUUUUUUGUCGUUGGUUCAUUUCAAAGCUAAGAGGUCAUAUCAGUCUAAGAUGACUUGGAGUUAAUGCCUAAUGUUUUUAUCAGUGAUAACGUUAUAAAUAAACUUAAUAAAUAGUGGCAAUAGAUAACAGCUGUCCAUCGCAGACUGCCGAGGUACUAAGUCCGUAAAAACAACGUUAAACUUUGUUAAGUAAGUGUUUAAUACGAAACAUGUCGACGCCGUCUAAACGCCCAUCGUCUCAGGCGUCCUCAGAUGCACCUACACCGUCGCGCAGGACGCGAUCGUCGCAACAAUUGGUUGUACCAGAAACUCCACAGCGAUCCAGCGGCACUCCGUCGAAAGAUGGAACCCCCAGCACUCCUCAAGGGACUCCACAGACACCGGGGACCCCCAGACGAACCCCACGCACACCAAGAGAUCUGGGCCCUGGCACAUCACCUGCUCGUGCCCUAGCUUCCAGUCCACUUGGCACCGACAUAGACAUGAGUUCCCCUCUGAACUAUGGCACACCGAGUUCCCUAAGCACGCCGCGGUCCAACCUGCGCGGCGCCAUGACGCCCGCCCGCCAGCGCUCGGACCUGCGCAGCCAGCACUCGCGGAAUGUGCCCCUGCCAGCGCCCACACCCACAAGAGGGCUGGAAGAAGCAGACGUACCAUCAAGUGAGCCGCAACUGGUGGUGUGGGGUACCGACGUGGCCAUCGCCGAGUGCCGCGAUAAGUUCAUCAAGUUCAUCCAGAGGUUCGCUGAGCCUAACGCCGUCACUAAUGAGCCGCUGUACGGCCAGAAGCUAGAGGAGAUAAACACACUGGAAGAACCCUUCCUAGAUGUAGACUGCGAGCACGUCAAAAUUUUUGACCCUAAACUGCAUCGACAACUGAUCUGCUACCCACAAGAGGUGGUCCCAGCAUUCGACGCGGCCGUGAACGAGUUGUUCUUCGAACGUUACCCAGCCGCCGUGCUCGAGCAUCAGAUACAAGUGCGGCCGUUCAAUGCGCCGCAGCGACACAUGAGGGACCUCAACCCUGAAGACAUCGACCAGCUGGUGACGCUGUCAGGCAUGGUGAUCCGCACGUCGGGGCUGGUCCCGGAGAUGCGCGAGGCGUACUUCCGCUGCGCGGUGUGCGGCGCCGCCGCCUGCGCCGAGCUGGAGCGCGGCCGCGUGCCCGAGCCCGCCGCCUGCGCCGUCUGCCACACCGCGCACUCGCACCAGCUCAUACACAACCGCUCGCACUUCAGCGACAAGCAGCUCGUCAAGCUGCAGGAGUCGCCCGACGACAUGCCAGCAGGGCGCACGCCGGCCACGGUGAGCGUGCUGGCGCACGGCGCGCUGGUGGAGGCGGUGGGCGCGGGCGAGCGCGUCCGCGUCACGGGCGUGUUCCGCGCCGCGCCCGCCGCCCUGCACCCGCGCAAGGCCACGCUGCGCGCGCUGCACAGGACGCACGUGGACGCGCUGCACUACCGCAAGGGGCACAGCGACAGGCUGCUCGAGACCGAGGACGGCAAAGAGCACCGCUUCCCACCGGAGCGUGUCGAGCUAUUCAAAGCUCUGGCCUCCCAGCCCGAUAGCUACGAGCGUCUCGCGCGAGCCAUCGCGCCAUCCAUCUACGAGAACCUGGACAUCAAGAAGGGCUGUCUGUUGCAACUGUUAGGUGGCACCAAAAAGAACUUCAAUGCCGCGGGAAGGACGCAUUUCAGGUCUGAGAUCAACAUCCUGCUGUGCGGCGACCCUGGCACGAGCAAGUCGCAGCUGCUGCGCUGGGUCCACGCGCUGGUCCCGCGCGCGCAGUACACGUCGGGCCGCGGCUCCUCCGCCGUCGGACUCACCGCUUACGUCAGCAAGGACCCCGACACCCGCCAGCUCGUGUUGCAGACAGGAGCACUAGUACUUGCUGACAAUGGUAUAUGCUGCAUUGAUGAAUUUGACAAGAUGAACGACUCAACACGCAGUGUACUACACGAGGUAAUGGAACAACAAACUCUGUCAAUCGCGAAGGCGGGCAUCAUCUGUCAGCUGAACGCGCGCACGUCUAUCCUGGCCGCCGCGAACCCCGCCGAGUCGCAGUGGAACAAGAACAAAACUAUCGUGGAGAACGUGCAGCUACCUCACACACUGAUGUCCAGAUUCGAUCUAAUCUUCUUAGUGCUGGACCCACAAGACGAGGUGUUCGACCGUCGCCUCGCCUCGCAUCUUGUGUCACUCUACUACAAAGACUUCACAAACUCACAGGAUGACGAGGAUAUGGUUAAUAUGUCGUUAAUGCGCGACUACAUAGCGUUCGCGAAGGAGCACGUGCAGCCGACACUCAGUGAGGCCGCGCAGCAGAGACUUAUCGACUCCUACGUCGACAUGAGACGUGUGGGCAGUGGCCGCGGCCAGAUCUCAGCGUAUCCGCGUCAGUUGGAGUCGCUCAUACGUCUCGCCGAGGCUCAUGCUAGACUGCGCUUGUCGCCUGUUGUCGAGGUAUCCGACGUCGAUGAAGCUUCCAGACUCCACCGCGAAGCCCUGAAGCAGUCUGCCACGGACCCGGCGUCAGGCCGCAUCGACGUGGGCAUCCUGACGACCGGGCGCGGCGCGGCGGCCCGCAAGCGGCGCGCGGACCUGGCGCAGGCGCUGGCCGCGCUGCUGCAGGCCCUGCCGCGACCGCACACGCUCACGCACAACAAGCUGCUGCAGGACGUUAAUGCUAACUCGCAGAUUACUGUAAGUCGUGACCAGUUGGACGAAGCUCUCCGCGACCUGCAGGACCAGGGCAAGCUCACCGUCGUCAGCCACACGCACAUACGAUUGAUCUGAAACCCUACUUAAUUCCAUGUUACAUUAAGUUUACUUUUGAUACCUGUUAAAUAUAAGCCAUAUUUUUUAA
Trichoplusia ni (cabbage looper) is the source of this 4703-nucleotide messenger RNA. It is a transcript of the gene dpa, whose product is annotated as DNA replication licensing factor MCM4. The transcript is spliced from 18 exons. The record is from RefSeq and is a predicted model, not a curated record. NCBI's taxonomy places the organism in Eukaryota, Metazoa, Arthropoda, Insecta, Lepidoptera, Noctuidae. Gene Ontology annotation, cellular component: MCM complex; nucleus. Gene Ontology annotation, biological process: DNA replication; double-strand break repair via break-induced replication; mitotic DNA replication initiation. The coding region runs from base 2048 to 4633 and encodes 861 amino acids. Gene Ontology annotation, molecular function: single-stranded DNA binding; single-stranded DNA helicase activity; ATP binding.